AUGUCUGAAGCCAUAGUCAAGCGCUAUGUCAUUGUCGGCAUGGGUGUACGCUCUGCCUUCUACUACCAGGCCAUUAUCAAUGACUUCAAAGACACUGCCAAGGUCGUGGGCAUCUGCGACACAAACCAGACGCGCAUGAAUGCCGCCAAUGACCGCAUGGUGGAGCUCGGUGCCGAAAAAGUAACUACAUACAAAGCGGAAGACUUUGACACCAUGGUGCAGGAGCAAAAGGCAGACGUGGUCAUUGUGACGACGAUUGACCGCGUGCACCACCAGUACUGCAUCCGCGCCAUGGAGCUCGGCUGCGACGCCAUCACCGAGAAGCCCAUGACCAUUGACGAGGAGAAGCUGCAGCAGAUGAUUGAUGCGGAGAAACGCACGGGCAAGCAGGUGCGCGUGCUCUUCAACUACCGCUACGCGCCGCACCAUACCAAGGUGCGCGAGCUCAUCGCCUCGGGCGUCAUUGGCGAGGUUGCGACGGUGCACAUGGACUGGAUCCUCGACUGCGCGCACGGCUCCGACUUUAUGCGGCGCUGGCACCGCGAAAAGGAAAACAGCGGCGGCAUCCAGAUGCACAAGUCCAUCCACCACUACGACCUCGUGCACUUUUGGCUUGGCACCGAGCCGGAGCUCGUCUACUGCCUUGGCGGGCUCAAGUUCUACGGCAGGGAGAACGCGGAGCGUCGCGGCGAGAAGAACCUCGGCGAGCGCUAUCUCGACAACGAGGACGCCAAGAACGACCCCUUUGCCAUCCACAUCGACAAGAACGCACAGCUGAAGAAGCUGUAUCUCGAGGCGGAGCACGAGGAUGGCUACAUCCGCGACCGGAACUGCUUUGCCGAGGGCAUCACCAUUGAGGACAGCCUAUCCAUGAUUAUCAAGUACGCCAACGGCGCGGUCAUGACGUACAAUACGUACGCGUACGCGCCGUGGGAGGGCUACCGCUGCACCUUCAACGGCAGCAAGGGCCGCAUCGAGGUCAAUGUCGUGGAGAGCGGCUACUCGGCUGGUGGCGAGCCCGUGACCAGCUACGACCUGACCGACUUGGAGAAGAACUACAUCCAGGGCGGGGUCGAAAAGACGUCGAUUGUCGUGUAUCCGCUAUUUGAGAAGCCGUACAUGGUGGACAUUGAAAAGGGCCAGGGCGGUCACGGCGGCGGAGACCCUGUUCUUCUUGAGGAUGUGCUCGUCGGCAGCAAGACGGACGAGUUUAAGCGUGCAGCGUAUAUCCGAGAUGGAGGGAAUGCAGUUUUGAUCGGCGUAGGGGCCAACAAGUCCAUGAAAACUGGACUACCCGUUAUGGUUCAGGAGCUCGUAAAGUGGUAA
This is a messenger RNA of Akanthomyces muscarius, 1326 nucleotides long. RefSeq lists its product as uncharacterized. Gene Ontology annotation, molecular function: nucleotide binding. The transcript has a single exon. Lineage: Eukaryota; Fungi; Ascomycota; Sordariomycetes; Hypocreales; Cordycipitaceae. The record is from RefSeq and is a predicted model, not a curated record. The coding region runs from base 1 to 1326 and encodes 441 amino acids.